This is a messenger RNA of Lotus japonicus, 2900 nucleotides long. Its product is annotated as SWI/SNF complex subunit SWI3C. Lineage: Eukaryota; Viridiplantae; Streptophyta; Magnoliopsida; Fabales; Fabaceae. The record is from RefSeq and is a predicted model, not a curated record. The transcript has 9 exons. Gene Ontology annotation, molecular function: protein binding; zinc ion binding. The coding region runs from base 278 to 2656 and encodes 792 amino acids.
GCGAGGAAAUUUUACUCUGCACCCACCAUUUUCAUUCUGGUAUCCUCUUCCAUCAAACACAGUUUUUGCCCCAAAACUGAAAGAAAACCAGAUUUUUCACUCCACACACACACACCACUCACGCAUCAGAGAAAGAGAAAGAGAAAGACUCGAUCCUGAACCUACAAAUAAUUUUCUUCCCUUUGCGCCAAUCAACGACCCCACAAUCCAAAAUUUUCCUCUCAAUUUCCCUCUCUUUCUCUCUCUUAAACCCUUCUCUUCCUUCCUCCUUGUUACCAUGCCAGCUUCCCCUUCAGAAAACCGAACCAAAUGGAGGAAGCGGAAGCGGGACUCCCAAAUCAGCCGCCGGAAGCACCACGAGGACGACGACGACGACGACGAGGAAAACCCCAACGCGGCGGAGGACGACCACCACGACUACGACGACUCCGAGGACCACAACCACAACCACAACCACCCUAAUUCCCAACCGCACCACCACGAGAUGGAGGUUCUGUCAGAUCACCCGGUCCAGAUUUCGGUGUUCCCGUUGGUGGUGAAGCGCACCGUCAACCGCCCUCACUCCUCCGUCGCCGCAAUCGUGGCUCUUGAACGAGCUAUUGAGUUGGGAGAUAGUGGCAGCAACAGCAACAAGGGUCAGGUGCAGAACCCUACUCCGUUGCUGGAGAAUGUGUCAUACGGCCAGCUUCAGGCGCUCUCCGCCGUGCCCUCUGAUAGCUCCGCUUUCGAUCAGGACCGCGGUGAUUCCUCUUGUGUCAUCACUCCACCCCCUAUUUUGGAAGGCCGUGGCGUUUCUAAGCGCUUUGGAAACAAGGCUCUUGUGCUCCCAAUGCAUUCAGAUUGGUUUUCACCGGCCACCGUGCAUAGGCUAGAGAGACAGGCGGUGCCCCAUUUCUUUUCUGGGAAAUCGGCGGAUCAUACGCCAGAGAAGUACAUGGAAUGUAGGAAUUGCAUUGUUGCACUGUACAUGGAGGAUCUGGGGAAGAGGAUUACUGUCGCUGACUGCCAAGGAUUGGUGGUUGGGGUUGAUCAAGAAGAUCUGGCUAGAAUUGUCCGGUUUCUUGAUCACUGGGGAAUUAUCAAUUACUGUGCUCGGACGCCUGAGCUUCCGAAUGCUGUGUCCAGCCUGAAGGAAGACACGGGUGGAGAGGUCCGUGUGCCGUCUGAGGCUUUGAAAUCCAUUGAUAGUUUGAUCAAAUUUGACAAUCCGAAGUGUAAGCUCAAAGCAGAUGAAAUUUAUUCAUCAUUGACAAUGCAUAAUGCUGAUUCCCCUGAUCUUGACGACAGAAUAAGAGAGCAUUUGUCUGAAAAUCAUUGCAAUUAUUGCUCUCGUCCUCUUCCUGUAGUAUACUAUCAGUCUCAAAAAGAGGUUGAUAUUUUACUCUGCACUGAUUGCUUUCAUGAUGGGAGAUUUGUCAUUGGUCAUUCAAGUAUAGAUUUUAUGAGGGUGGAUUCAACAAGAGAUUAUGGUGAACUAGAUUGGGAAAGUUGGACUGAUCAAGAAACUUUGUUGCUGCUUGAAGCAAUGGAGAUUUACAAUGAGAAUUGGAAUGAAAUUGCGGAGCAUGUUGGUACCAAGUCAAAAGCACAAUGCAUUCUUCAUUUUCUUCGUCUACCCAUGGAGGAUGGAAAAUUGGAAAAUAUCAAUGUUCCAAGCAUGUCUUUAUCAUCCAGUGUCAUGAAUAGAGAUGAUAAUGGAAGAUUGCAUCAUCAUUUAAAUGGGGAUUCUGCUGGACCCAUCCAUCAAAGCCGAGAGUCUGACAGCCGUCUGCCUUUUGCAAAUUCUGGAAAUCCUGUUAUGGCUCUGGUUUCCUUUUUAGCCUCUGCCGUUGGACCAAGAGUAGCUGCGUCUUGUGCUCAUGCAGCAUUAGCAGUAUUGUCAGAGGAUGGUUCUGGCAGUACAUCACAGACAGAAGCACCAGGACACGAUAAUAGGACAAAUGCAGAAAGCGUUCAUGCUAGAGAUGGUGGCCCUCAUGGAGAAACUGCAAAUUCAAUUAAUCAUAAUGAGGAUAAGGCAAAAAUGCGUAGUACACGGGGUCAAAGUGAAGGUCGGACAACCCCACUCUCUGCUGAGAAAGUUAAAGAUGCAGCUAAAGCAGGCCUCUCUGCGGCAGCAAUGAAAGCUAAAUUGUUUGCUGAUCACGAAGAACGUGAAAUUCAGAGGUUAUGCGCCAAUAUAGUUAAUCAUCAGUUGAAAAGACUGGAAUUGAAGCUGAAACAGUUUGCAGAAAUUGAAACAUUACUGAUGAAAGAAUGUGAACAAGUAGAAAGGGCAAAGCAGAGGUUUGGUGCUGAACGGUCUCGCAUUAUAUCGGCACAUUUUGGAACUGCAGGAGCCACACCUCCAAUGAAUGCAUCAGGUGUUGGUCCUUCAGUGGCUAGUAAUAAUGGCAACAAUAGGCAACAAAUUGCUUCUCCCUCACAGCCCAGCAUCUCAGGGUAUGGCAACAGCCAACCGGUUCAUCCACAUAUGUCCUUUGCCCCGCGACCUUCAAUGUUUGGGUUGGGGCAAAGAUUGCCCCUGUCUAUGAUACAACAAUCACAAUCAGCAGCUUCUUCAACUGGCAUGUUCAAUGCUCCUAGUAAUGUGCAAUCGAGUACCAAUCACCCAUUGUUGAGGCCUGUGUCAGGAACUAACUCAGGUUUAGGUUAAUUAGAAGAGUAGAUGUAAGUUUUGAAACUUCAAUUGUGCAAUUUAAUUUGGUCAUUGAUUUCAGAAGUGAAGAGGAAAUUAGGUGGAUGUGUCAAGAAAGUUACUUAGAGAGCCUGUAAUUUGUUGCAGUUGAUUGUUUCUGUUUCUUAAAAGAAAAUAAGUAGAAUUUAAUGUUCCAUAGUUCUAUUCUUUCCUGUGAAGUUUAGGUACCAUGAAAGUUUAUUGAUUUAGCUUUUCAGUGACA